AUGGUUAAGAUUACGAAGUUGGUUGUUUGUGGACCGACUGGUUCCGGGAAAACUUCUCUGAUUGAACACUGUAUAUAUGGGAACUAUUUUGAAAGGCAACCAGAUGACUUCAUUGACAAAUAUCGCGAGAAACGUGAUUUAUGCAUUGUAGUUAGCUGUCACAAGGUGGAUAAACCUAAAGAUGCAACUUUAGAUUCUGCAGAAAUUUCUCGAUGGUCUCAAUCCGAGAAAGUGGCAAAUAUAUUUGAAACAACUGUGUAUGACCGCCAAUCACUCAUGAAUCUAUUCACAUGGACUAUUUCCCGUAUCACUCAGUCCCAAAGUAAAUCAGGAUUUUCAUUCGGUAAAAAGGAUGUUCGAAGAGACAAAACAAACUGGAUCGUUAGUAAGAAACUAUGUUUUAAAUUUUGUGAUAUGGUUUUAGAUAUGCUUGAAAAGAUAGAACCAGCUCAUAUACUGAUACCUGCCCAGCCAACUUCUAAUAUAAAUAAUAAUAAUUCUAUCACUUCAUAUUCUAUUGGUCCAUGUACAUAUAUUUUAUCAAUAUCUGAUCAGUAUUUAAUAUCUGGUCACUUGAAUGGCUGGUUAAUUAUUUGGUCAAUUAAAAAAUAUCGUCCUUUACGUCAGUGGAUUGGGCAUAAUGGAUAUCAAAUUACAAGUUUACAUUUUUGGCCUCGAAAUCAUAAUGACAAUAAUGGUGUGAUAAUAUCCCAUGGUCGUGAUGGCUUUAUUCGUUUCUGGGGUUUAAACACUUUAAAAUUUGAUACAACUGAGGUGUUUAAACCUCUUGAUCAAAUUUUUGGUGAAAUUCAUACAUACGAUAUUACGUUUUGCAAUUCCGAUUUAUGGCGUGCAUUUACUACAACAAGUAAUAGUAAUAGCAACAAUUCAACGGAUGUUUAUUUCUUGGCCCAUUUGUGUCAAGAAGAAAGAGAUGAUGAUGAUAAUAAUAAUAAUAAUUCUUCAACAUCUAAUGCAGAACCAUCUAUUGAAAUAAUCCAACUGCCUCAAUUUGUAUUUAUUUGUCAGCAAUCAAUUAAUUCUAUUCAAACUUCUUGUCAAAAUAUUACAAAUCUAGGCAUGUGUAUGUCAUUAAAAGGAAUUGAAAAAACUUAUCCAAUAAACCAAAUACAUUCCAUUCUUUUGGCCGGUUUCGAAUCUGGGCACUUAAUUUUACUAGGUGAUGGUCGAGUAUUAAGUGUGCUCAAUUAUCCUUUGGGUCAAUCUAUUCCCAUUAUGACACUUUCUAUUCAACCUGCUUUCAAACAACAAUUAUGUAAGGAAAGUACUGAUCGAAUAGAAACAAAUGUUAAAUUCGUUGUUUUAGGUGGACCUAGUGUGGAUAGUUGUGAUACAGAUCCAUCAUUCGAUGGAAACAUAGCUUUUGUACAGUUGGAAUUCGAUCCUCAAAUGUCAAAUUAUUUUAAAUUAUCUAAAAUUCAUAAAUCACUUCAUAAUUGUACUACUGGUAUUUCAUGUUUUACAUGGCGUGAUGAUGGUCGUCUGUUAGCAGUUGGUCAAUGGGAUGGUCAAAUACAUUUAAUUGAUGUGUAUUUCAAAAAUAAUCAACUUAAAAUAAAAUCCUUAGGUUAUCUUCCUAGUCUAGGUAGUUUAAAUGAAGGAAGUUUAAUUGGUGAAUGGAGUUCUACAACAUUAACUAAACCACAUGGACCUAAUAUUGAUCAACAAUCCAGAUUAAUUCGAUCAUGUACAUUUACAAAACAAUCUCAUUUUUUAAUUACAUCUGUUCCAGCAAAUGGUGGAGCACUAGGUAGUUUACUUGUAUGGGAUAUUUACAGAUAGAUUUGUGAACAUUUUAUUUGGAACUUUCAGUUUUGUAUCAUUUUUGUUAAUAGAAUGUAUUCAUCUUGUUCUACCAUUGUUUGUUUUUCGUUCAAUAUAUAUUUACGUAUUACCAAAAGCUACAUGAAAAUCUAAAUAGUUGGAUUCAAAAGUGGUUACAUUUGAAAUAGUUCUGUGUAUUAAUUUUCAGUGAUAGUUUAAUAAUUUCAGUACUCAAUCAUGAAACCAAUAGAUUUCAUAUUCAAACACCAAUUCAAAUUGGAUAACAGGAUAGUACCACUAACUUUCUAUUAUAAUUGACCAACGCCAGUUCUUAUAUUUUUUACUCAACUGUCCAUAAAAGUGAAAAAAACUGAGAAACAACCAGAAAGCUAAAAUUGGCAGAGCCAAA
Messenger RNA from Schistosoma rodhaini, 2194 nucleotides. Lineage: Eukaryota; Metazoa; Platyhelminthes; Trematoda; Strigeidida; Schistosomatidae. The record is from the annotation of a GenBank genome assembly.